AUGUCUCUCAAAGUUGCUCUGGCCGGUGCCACCGGUAACCUCGGUCCUGCCGUUCUCGCAGCGCUCACCACUGCCGGAUUCGAGAUCACUGUCUUGACCAGAUCCUCCAACAACUCAUUCGAUUCCAAGGUCAAGGUCGCCGAAGUUGACUAUCAAUCUGUCGAUUCCCUCGAGAAAGCUCUUGCCAACCAAGAAGCACUGGUCAUCACUCUCGGUGCUGUUGGCCUGGAGCCUCACACCAACCUCAUCAAGGCUGCCGUCGCCGCCAACGUGAAGCGCAUCAUCCCAGCCGAAUUCGGUUCAGAUACCACCAACCCCAAUGCCGCCGCUUUGCCCGUCUUCGCCGAUAAGGUCGCCGUCCAAAAGCAGUUGAAGGAGAUUGUCGCCUCAUCAUCCACUACAAGCUAUACAUCCAUUGUGACCGGCCCAUUCUUGGACUGGGGCUUAAUGGUGAAGUUUUUGAUUGAUCUUUCUAGCCCCGAGCCCGUCCUUUACGAUGCCGGAGAACGAAAGAUCAGCGUGACCACCUUGCCUGGUAUUGGAAAGGCGGUCGUUGGUGUCUUGAAGAACUUGGAUGCCACUAAGAACAAGACCGUGUUUGUCCGUGAAGCUGAGUUGAGCCAGAAGGACUUGCUUCAGCUUGCAGGCAAGCAGGUUUCUAACGGCCAGAAUGUCUCCACGGCCGAUUUGGAGAAGGAGGCAUUUGCUGAGCUGCAGAAACCCGAGCCCAAUGUUCACACCUUUGUUUUUGGAUUCCUCAAGCGUGCCAUCUUUGGCGAAGGCUUUGGCAGUUUGUUCCCCGCUGAGAACCUGUCGAAUGAGUUGUUGGGAGUUGGAAAGCUGAGCAAUGAGGAAUUGAAGGCUCUUGUUUCGAAAUAUGCAUAA
Penicillium malachiteum is the source of this 885-nucleotide messenger RNA. RefSeq names its product aromatic alcohol reductase. The record is from RefSeq and is a predicted model, not a curated record. The coding region runs from base 1 to 885 and encodes 294 amino acids. The transcript has 2 exons. NCBI's taxonomy places the organism in Eukaryota, Fungi, Ascomycota, Eurotiomycetes, Eurotiales, Aspergillaceae. Gene Ontology annotation, molecular function: oxidoreductase activity.